AAUGCAAUCAUGUCUGCUCUCUUAGCCAUCAACAAGCCUUGCGGCCUCAGCUCUGCUCAGGUUGUGCGAGAAUGCCAGCAGGCCUUCAAUCCCUCUUCCUUCUUCAAGCCCAUGAUCGAUGCAGAAAUCGCGCGCCGGCUUAAGGAAUCAGGCGGCCAAUUUAUGCGACGCAAGGCCGAGAAGAAAGCAUCACAAGUCAAGAUUGGUCAUGGAGGAACCCUGGACCCUUUGGCUACCGGAGUCCUGAUCCUGGGCAUCGGGUCCGCGACAAAGCUACUGCCCCAGUUCCUCGACUGCACCAAGACUUACGAAACAAUUGUUUUAUUUGGCGCAAGCACCGAUACCUAUGAUCGAGUGGGCCGCGUCCUAUCCAAGCGACCGUACGAUCACAUUACACGAGAGAUGGUGGAGAAGGAGCUAGAAGCCUUCAAGGGAAAGCAGAUUCAGAUUCCGCCCCUGUACUCGGCGCUCAAGAUGAACGGCAAGCCACUCUACGAGUAUGCGCGCGAAGGGAAGCCUAUACCCAGGGAGAUUGAAGGAAGGGAGGUCGAGGUAUUGGAAGUCGAACUUUUGGAGUGGUACGAGCCGAAGAAACACAAUCAUCGCUGGCCGACAGAGGAGGCCGAGGCUGCUGAGCGUCACCUUGCCGAGCAGGUCUGGAGGGUGAAGAAGCAGCAAGAGACUGCGCGAAAGCUCACGCCAGAGGAAAAGGAGCAAGAUGACCAGGCGGUUGCGGCUCAUGAGACAUUCAAGCGCAAGUUUGAAGAGCGACAGGAUGAGCUCAUUAGAGAUGCGCCGCGCAAGAAGCAACGCCCUUCGAAGCACUCGGCCAUGAUGUCUGGAGCGCUGGGACAGCUACCCCAGCCCGUCUACUCUAACAAGGGCAAAAACCUCGUCCCUGAUACGCCCGACGAAAGCACUCCUCCACCGUGGAGCGAUGAGGGACCCCCUGCCGCCAGGGUUCGACUAAAGGUGACGUCGGGCUUCUACGUCCGAAGCUUCUGCCAUGAUCUCGGCACCAAGCUGGGAUCCGCGGGUCUCAUGGCGGAGCUUGCCCGUGUCCGCCAGAGCGACUUUACCAUUGGUGGCACCAACUGUCUCGAAUACGAUGAUCUGGCCAAAGGAGAGGAAGUCUGGGGCCCCAAGGUCGCCGACAUGCUCGCGCGCUGGAAUGGAGAGCCCGAGGGACACUGGCCCGGCCCCAAGGCAGCUCCUAAGGCCACGAACCAAACGUCCGACAAGGCUGAGGCACAGAAGAAGCAAGAAAAGAGAAGCGCCAGUCCAGUUGCAUCGCCUACUGCUGCUGCUCGAUCGGAGAAGAGAUCACGGUCUCCAUCUGUAAACGGAGCGGCGUCGCCCGCCCGUAAGAUCCAGGCAAAGGGCGACGGGGAGAAACCCACCCGGCAGACAAACGGCAGCAAGGUGCCAACCAAGUCGGACGACGAAAAGUCAUGGAACGGCUUCGAUGACUAAAAUAGAAGAACACAUAUAUUCAAUAUCUAUCCAGGCAGAUACUCGCGUUCCUUUAUGGAAGAGGGAACCAUAUGACAACGUUGCGAUACCAUGACUGAUGACAAUCAGUCCCGGAGGCAGUUGGGGACAGGAACACAGGCGUUUGCGGUGAACGAACAACGUCUUAGGGACGUGAAGGCGUCUAUAUAGAACCGCAAGCAGAUACUAUGAGUGAAUGUAGUCUCUUGCGCCGUAUCACAAUAC
Trichoderma virens Gv29-8 is the source of this 1716-nucleotide messenger RNA. RefSeq lists its product as uncharacterized. Gene Ontology annotation, biological process: mRNA pseudouridine synthesis; tRNA modification. Gene Ontology annotation, cellular component: mitochondrion. Bases 10 to 1473 code for a protein of 487 amino acids. The record is from RefSeq and is a predicted model, not a curated record. The transcript has a single exon. Gene Ontology annotation, molecular function: RNA binding; pseudouridine synthase activity. NCBI's taxonomy places the organism in Eukaryota, Fungi, Ascomycota, Sordariomycetes, Hypocreales, Hypocreaceae.